UCAACAAACUCAUUUUCAUUUCAUUUAUCCCUUCAUAUCACCAUCAUCACUCAUAUCCCCUUCACACUUAUUAUUACAACACCAAAACGCCACAAUGGGAGACACCAAACUACCUGAUGUACUCUUCCUACUCUUCACCUUAAUUCUUGCAGCUAAAUUCACGCAAGGAAUAAAAACAGAAGAGUUGUUACCUCAAUCUUCUGAACCCCAAAGAGAGCCAAGUUUGGAGGAUGGCAAUGAGACAUGGAAAAUGAGGAUUUCUAGGAGACUGAUGAUUGGAUCCACUGCACCAACUUGUACGUACAAUGAGUGUAGAGGUUGUAAGUAUAAAUGCAGAGCUGAGCAAGUGCCAGUAGAGGGAAAUGACCCAAUUAAUAGCCUAUACCACUACAGAUGUGUUUGUCAUAGAUGAUAUAUCAUGCUCAAUAAUGUUGAAUUAUAGCACACUGUAACUUGAAUUCUAGUAGACAUGAGUUUAUCUCCUCUGAGUUACUGCUAAGAAAACUUCAAUUCCUCAUUACUCCCACAAUCCUUCUUUCAAUGCUAAGAGUUUUCGUGAGUGCUUGUGCUCAAAGGU
Molecule: messenger RNA, 577 nt
Organism: Vigna unguiculata (cowpea)
Lineage: Eukaryota; Viridiplantae; Streptophyta; Magnoliopsida; Fabales; Fabaceae
Product: EPIDERMAL PATTERNING FACTOR-like protein 9
Biological process (GO): positive regulation of stomatal complex development
Source: RefSeq, a predicted model, not a curated record